Messenger RNA from Cajanus cajan (pigeon pea), 936 nucleotides. RefSeq names its product actin depolymerizing factor 6 (gene ADF6). Gene Ontology annotation, molecular function: actin binding. Gene Ontology annotation, biological process: actin filament depolymerization. The record is from RefSeq and is a predicted model, not a curated record. Gene Ontology annotation, cellular component: actin cytoskeleton. NCBI's taxonomy places the organism in Eukaryota, Viridiplantae, Streptophyta, Magnoliopsida, Fabales, Fabaceae.
GGGGUGAGUAUUGAAGAAAGUGGGUCCCAUGGGGCGAUGGGCGGUGGAAAUUGAUGGUCCAGAUUCCACUUAGCGUUGCUGCAACGCACCGCCCCCUAUCAUUCUCCUUUCUUCACUCUUUUCUUAACUAUUUAUUGUAACUUCUCUUCUCUUCUCUUCUCUUACAUUGCCAUCCUUAUUCACUUCCAACCUUCCUCAUCAUGUCUUUCAGAGGCCUCACUCGGCCAAAUGCUUCAUCAGGCAUGGGUGUUGCUGAUCACAGCAAAAAUACCUUCAUGGAAUUGAAGCAAAAGAAGGUUCAUCGUUAUGUGAUCUUUAAGGUUGAUGAAAAGAAAAGGGAAGUUGUGGUUGAGAAGACUGGUGGCCCGGCUGAGAGCUAUGAUGAUUUUACUGCAUCUUUGCCUGAAAAUGAUUGCAGAUAUGCUGUGUUUGACUUUGAUUUCGUCACUUCUGAGAACUGUCAAAAGAGCAAAAUCUUCUUCAUUGCAUGGUCCCCUUCAACAUCUCGAAUCCGUGCUAAGAUGCUCUAUGCCACAACUAAAGACAGGUUUAGACGGGAGCUAGAUGGUGUUCAUUAUGAAAUCCAGGCUACUGACCCCACAGAAAUGGAUCUUGAAGUGCUGAGAGACCGUGCACAUUGAAAUGUUUAUGCUGUUAUAUUAUUCACUUUCUUAUCAGAAUCUACUAGGACUUACUUUUAAUGAAUUACCUCUUCAUGCUUUAUCAUCCGAAGAGCCCAUUUUGCUAAAGAAAUAUACCUCCAAUAAUAUGAAUCUGAAUGCUGAUGGGUUUAAAGCUUUAGGCAGUUAUUGCUGUAAAUCCCAAUUUGCUGGACUCAUAUUGUAUGAGAUGAUGAACGUGAGACUCUAUGGAUCCAGAUCUCUUGGGUAUAAAAGUCCCUUGUUAUAGAAAAUUUUCAAAACUUGCGUUUAUCAA